AUGCAGAAAAUCAUAGCAAUCGCUGAUAACCAGAAAAAGCAAGAGGCGGACUUUAAUAAGGCCUACGAACACAUGAAUGAAAAAUUGGAAGAAAAUACGAGGUCAGUGAUUGAGCAUAAGGAGUCCAUUGAUAAAUGUUUGAAGAUAGUAGAUGAAAUAAUAGCAGAAAACAAUAGAUUAUCACAUAAAGUUUCUGAGCUUGAGCGUAAGAUCGAAGACAUGGAGCAAUACUCGAGGCUGAACGCGGUCGAAAUCCAUGGAGUUCCUGAGAGCAAGAAUGAGGAUGUUGUGCAAGUGAUCAAGGAUGUCGGGAAAGGUUUGGAUAUGGAUAUAACUGACUCGAUGAUAGAUGCCUGUCAUCGACUGGGGAGACGAUCUGAACCUGGAAGUCCACCACCUGGUAUAAUAGUGAAGUUUGUUAGACGUCUAGACAAGGAGGAACUUCUGAAGAAACGUCGUGUGAAAUCCAACUUCUCGACCAGACACAUGAACUUGACAAUGGAUCAGCCUGUGUACCUGAACGAGUCCCUUUCACCUACAAGGCGGAGACUGUUCGCGGAGGCGAGGAAGGCAAAGAAGGACAAAGGAUACAGGUUCCUGUGGGUCCGCAACGGGAAGAUCCUCAUGCGCAAAGAAGAGAAGAGUCCAGUGAUUCAGGUGACCUGUCAGGCUGACAUAGCUAACCUGUAG
Messenger RNA from Homalodisca vitripennis (glassy-winged sharpshooter), 690 nucleotides. RefSeq lists its product as uncharacterized. The record is from RefSeq and is a predicted model, not a curated record. Lineage: Eukaryota; Metazoa; Arthropoda; Insecta; Hemiptera; Cicadellidae. The transcript has a single exon. Bases 1 to 690 code for a protein of 229 amino acids.